AGCUGCUAAUGAAUAGUGAUGGCAUCUAAUUAAAUUGGAUGUGGUAAUAUUGAUUUAAGUGUGAACGUGGGAGUAGAAAAUUCCAUUGAAUGUGUGCAAUACGAAGAAUAAACACACCCGAAUAAACGUUCAGUAGUGUAGUGGAGGAAUGUGUUAUAAUCAGAAGAGUGAAAAAUAAUAUAAUGGCGUUUAAAUUUUAUUAUAAAUAUUUAUCUGUUUGCCUAAUUGGACUUUCAGUAAUUUUCUUGAUAGUAAAACAAACAGGUUAUGUUGACAGCAAAAAGGAAGUAGCAUUGGCACCGGAAGCAGACAUACACAACCAACCUUUCUUUAGAAAUAAUGCAUAUAUACGAUUCACGUCACAUCGAAGUACUAUUUCUACAACUGCUACAUUUGAGGAAGCUGAACAGCAACGCCGCCUCAACAGAAUUGAUGAGGUUUGCAAAAGAAUGUCACAUGGUAACACAGAGAAUAUUUUGAUUCAUAAACCCAAGAAGAUGAGCUAUUGCGUUGUACCAAAGAACGGAUGCACAUAUUGGAUACGUGUUAUGCGAUAUUUAAACAACGACACCGGAUCCAAAGUGGUACACAGUCCUUUCGAAAUUACGAGGUUCGAAGCUCAUGGCCUUCCUUAUAACCAGACUAUGUAUCGGUUACAAAAUAAAAAACACCGCGAAAUCAUCUUUAACACUACAAGGUUUAUGGUCAGUAGAAAUCCAUACUCGAGACUUCUUUCGGGCUACAUGGAUAAGCUGUUUUUACCCAUGUUUUGGGGAUUUCAGGGAACAAAAAUGAUCAAGGCAGUCCGCACUAAUCCAUCAGACGUUAGUUUGAAGUGUGGACAUGACUUGAGUUUCCAAGAAUUUCUUGAAUAUUUGAUAAUAGCAAAAGCCAAUCCAACGACAAUAGACGGCCAUUUUAGACCGAAACAAUUUUACUGUAGCCCAUGUUUAUUCAGACCUCAUAUAUUGGCUAAACAGGAAACUUUUAAAAAAGAUUCAGAAUAUAUACUUCAGAAAUUUGAUCUUGCUUAUUUGAUUAAAAACUAUGAUCAUAAAUCCCACGUCAACGACGAACUGAAGAGUCUUUUGAAUGACCAUACACAUUGGCUUAAUUCAGAAGUAGUAAAAGAAUGCAUAGGACAUGAACAAUAUCUUUUGAGAGUGUGGAAAACCUUUCAAAUUAAUGGUUAUCUCCCUUUAGGCUCAGAAAUUGCAUUGAAGAACAAAGAUGUAUCUAGAAAGGAAUUUAAAAGGCUAGUCAUUUCGUCCCUUCACCAUGGAGACGACAGUGAACAGAAAAUGAAGAAACAAAGACACGAGAUGAUGGUAGAAAUGUAUCGUAGCGUCUCACAACAAACACUAAAUGGAAUUAUUGACAUGUAUCAGUUUGACUUUGAGUUAUUUGGCUAUGAAAAGCGACCUAAUGAUAUUUUUACGUAAUAAUAUAUUUAAGCAACAGGUCGGUUGCAUUUUGUAAAAGAACUUUUAAAAUAAUAAAAAAAAAACGAUAAUGACGAAUGCCCUUUGAAUAAGAAUUAUGAGUAUGACACUUGCAUGAAAUGGCUUGAACCAAAACAAUAGUGAAAUGCUUUACAUGAAAGAGGGGUGGGGUGGCUGAAUGGUUAACGAGUGCGCAUUGCCGUUUGUACGUGACAAGGAUUAGGGUCGCCCGUUCAACCUCGUGGGUUAUCUUCGGGUCCUCGGGUUUUUUCUCCCACUGCUAAAUGAAGACCCCUACGCGCUUGUGAAUUAAUGAAGUUAAAUAAUUGAACCAUAUGUUAGUCCCAAAAUGACCUAGUUUGUGUUAAGUGGGCGUUAAGAUGACGUAUGCAUGUCUUUGGAAAUUUUGCCAUGCCUACUCUCCGAAGAUUAUUUUGUGUACCGCGAACGUAUAGAAGAUGGGACCUCGCGGUCAACACGGGGAUUGAGCCCGAAACAGCCUGGUUAGUCAUAGUUACAAGAAUUGAAUGAAUGAAUGAUAACACCCUACUUUUCUGCACUAACCAGGGUAAUACAAACGGCCUUAAGCCAUCCAGGUUGCUAUGAGCGAUAUGUUACCAGGACAGUAAUUCUUCGUCGAUUUCUAACUGUUAAGGGUACUUUUAGACAAGAAUAACAGCGAUACUAUCUAAUUACGUGAAAUGAUUCAAACAAUAUUUUG
This is a messenger RNA of Patella vulgata (common limpet), 2163 nucleotides long. Its product is annotated as carbohydrate sulfotransferase 14-like. Gene Ontology annotation, molecular function: sulfotransferase activity. The coding region runs from base 183 to 1442 and encodes 419 amino acids. The transcript has 3 exons. The record is from RefSeq and is a predicted model, not a curated record. Gene Ontology annotation, biological process: carbohydrate biosynthetic process. Gene Ontology annotation, cellular component: membrane. Lineage: Eukaryota; Metazoa; Mollusca; Gastropoda; Patellidae.